CUCACCCCAUUCGAUCUUUUCAAAGUCGAGUAGAUUUGAGAAAAAGAAACAGGUUCCGCCAGAAUUCAUCUUCGACUAGCAACUGCACCCUUGGGUGGAGUCUUGCUCCGGAUCUGGAAUGUGGCAUACCGCGGUCAGGGACAGUACUGACAGGCAAAAAAGACGGGAUUAUAAGGGUGAAAAUUAACGAAAAGACAGUGAAAGUACUGGAUAGUAGAAGCCAUCUGAAAGCGUACACCUGACGAUUGAGACCACCCCCCCUCCCCCUUCUCCAAUUUCCCCCCUCCCCCCCACCCAGGUCCAGUGAUGGCCCAUCGUUCUCAGAGCUCCUCACUGGGGGACAACCCCCUCGACCCCAACUAUUUGCCCCCCCACUAUCGAGAGGAGUACCGAAUGGCCAUCGAUGCACUAGUGGAAGAUGGCAUGGACGGUUAUUGUGGGCUUCUUCAGAAAGUGGGUGUGGUUGAUUUCCUGUCCCACUCAGAGAUUGAACAUAUCAAGUCUACAGUGCAGGCUCCAACCUGCAGUUCUCAGCCAGACCUACCCUACCAGGAGACAGAUGCCGAUGGGUCAUCUGACACUUAUUGGCCAGUACAUUCUGACCUAGAAGCACCAGGCCUGGACCUUGGUUGGCCUAACCUCGCUCACGGCUUCAUUGGCCCCACAGAGGUCACAACACUGGUCAACCCCUCAGACCCAGAAACACCAAGUAUCAAAGAGCAUGUCCGUCGGCUCAUCAAGAAUGCUCAGCAGGUCAUUGCCUUGGUGAUGGAUAUGUUCACAGACGUUGACAUCUUCUCAGAUCUCCUGAAUGCAACUGCACGGCACGUUCCUGUCUACAUCCUGCUGGAUGAACAGAAUGCCCACCAUUUUGUUGCCAUGGUCAAUAACUGCAAAGUGAACCUAGAUAUGUUCAAUUUGAUGCGUGUCCGGACUGUCGCAGGCACCACCUAUUUUUGCCGCACAGGGAAGUCGUUCAAGGGUCAGGUGAUGGACCGCUUUCUGUUGACAGACUGCAGAGCUGUGCUCAGUGGUAACUACAGUUUUAUGUGGUCUUUUGAGAAGAUCCACCGCUGUAUUGCACACUUGUUCCAUGGGGAGCUAGUCACCACAUUUGAUGAGGAGUUCCGGAUCCUGUUCGCCCAAUCUGAACCACUGGUUAUGGAGAAUGCCUUGGUUCCGUUGGGCUCCAGGGAUGGUAACAACUUCAUCAGUGGCCAAUUUGCCACGAAGAGGAGCCAGUCCUUCAGGCACCCUCAAGGGUCCCUCCGUGAUUUGUCAGGGUACUCCUUUGGAGACUGGAUAGACACAGAUCGAAACAUGCACCCAUUCAGAAGAGAUGACUCCUUUCGCCAUAGCGUAGAGCCCAGUCAUAUGCAGUUUGCUAAUAACAAAUUCUUAGCCCAGCAAUUUAGAAUGGAGAGACCUUACAUUGACCAGUCCAGGCCCAUGACAGCUUCGAGGCAGAUUCAGGACAAUGCCUACAAAAGACAUAGCUAUGCAGAGGGGACACUUGAGAGCUACUCUUCUGCACGACAGUUCAUGAAGAACCGUGUCAUGAACAACUUGGAUGAGAUGGACAGUCACGGCAGCUAUCUCCAGAAGGAGCAACAUCUUUACCAGGGAGGAGGGUCUGCAUCAGGGCAAGGCCUCUACAACAAAAUGAAGAGUCAGAGUUACCACCAGCCAGAUGAGUACUCUGACUCAGGGUACUUACUUGAGGGGGACCCACCAGGCACCUACACACGUGCAGUGGAUUACUUAUCUUCAGGUUCCUCCAAAGAAAUCAAACAGAACCUAGGAGAAGCAGGGCGGUACAGUCAGACAAAUACAAAACGGUCAAGUGUUGGCCAGCCGUAUGCCUGCCAGAGCUCCCCCACGCAAUUGCAUCCACCAGAAAACAAACGGCUUUGCAGUGCAGAUGAUUCUGAACGGCAGCAGCAGGACCCCAGUGUUAAGGAGGGCCUGCGAAGCUGGAGGAUCAACUCUUUCCUUAGCAACAUUGAGGAUUCAGGAGAGGAGGGCUUACCACAGCCUAUGGGGCCGGAUGCCUUUGAUGAACCACCCCAGCCCCCAGAAGGGAAGUUAUAUGGUCCAGAAGCCUCAGUGCCCAGGUUCAGCACCAGAGAUCAUCCAAAGGUUCCCACUAAGCCGGAGCUGCUUCCACGCUUUGGCAAGCCUGUCCUACCCAGGGCACCAAAAGAACCACCACCUCGGGAUCUAGGCACUUCUGGGUCAUCAUCUACAACAGAAGGAGACAAAGUGGAGGAUGCAGAGAUCAGUGAUCCCAGAGAAAUCACCCUCACCAAGCACGAGUCUUUCCGCAGCAGGGUGAAUCCCAUGUUGCUAAGAAGCUCAAGGCUGAGGUCCUCCUUGAUCUUCAGUUCCUCCAAGCUGGAAGAGCACAGCUCUGUACUAAUGAAAUCAGGCAAUAAUGAAGAGGACAGUGAUCGCACAAAAACAUCCUCCAUUGUUGCUCAGAUUUUGGAGAAGAGAAGAUCUCUGUCAAGAGAGCCAUAUGAUUGGCGCAAACAAAAGAUGACGGACAUACAAGACACUUCCCAUGCUGAGGUGCCUGAGUCAGAGGAACCCAAUAAAGUUAUAGAAAGUAGUAAAGCGAAUCCAAAUGAGCAUGCACUAGAGGGAAAACCCAAGGUCACAGAACCAGUGGACACUCCCACACCUACAACAAGCAUUGCAACCCCCUCUAGGAAGAUGAGUGACCCAGAAAGCAGGCUCUCAUAUUUUAAAGACCAGAUAGCUAAACAAAAGGCUUCAAGAAUGGCAAUUGAGUCUUCUGUAAGGAGUCCAGAGCCCCAUACUAAAAAGCCUGACCCUUUCGAUACUCCACCCGACAAAACCCUUGAAAAGCCAGCCAUUUCCAUCACACCAGCAGAACCCAUUUUAGAGCCAGAGGUACCAACUAAAACACCAGUGCCAGUGGCUAAAACAUCAUUAGUCACAGUAAAACCAUAUGAACCAGAACCAGCAGAAAAGAUUUCAUCAGAAAAUGCUAUCAAACCUGUUACUGAUGUAAUGAAAAAAGAGGUUACGAAGUCACUGAAGCCAUUUCCCUCGCCAAAGGCAUUCAAAAAGGAAAUGUUGAAACCUUUCAAGAGUACUCAUUCCCGUCAUGUCUCCUGCGGAGAAGAGGUUUUCACAGAUGCCACUGAUGCUGAGAAGAGUGAGUUGAAGAAGUCUCGCAGUCACAGCUCAUCUGGCUUGGGCCGCAUUGAGAUUGGGGAAAAGCAUCUUAAGAAACAUGGUUCCAGUACCUCUCUCAACUUAGUGGAUGGGGAAGGCAAGGCUUUGGAGUUUCUCAAAAAGCAAACUCAAAGACUCAAGGGAUUCCUUGGAACAAAGGGAGACAAAAAAGCAGCAGGGGCAGCAUCUACUGAUGAAAAGACUAAUGCACAGAUGAGCACAGUCCCCGAGGUGUCAGAGGAGCCUGCUCCCAAGGCUCAUGGGGGACCCCAAAGUCCCACUCGAUAUCAGUCGUCCACCUCUAAUGUGCUUUACAGCAGCAACCUCCGGGAUGACACCAAGGUCAUUUUGGAACAGAUCUCUGCUAAUAGCCAGAAAAACAGAAUAGAAAUGGCCAAGCAGGCAGAGGAGUCUAAACAGGGGGGCGACACGGACAGGAAAGUGAUUGGCAAGGAGACUGAGCCUUCCACUGUGUACCACGGCAGGAAGUUGUUCCAGCGUGCUCCCAGUAGCAAUACACAGGAGCGGGACAGUUUGCUGAAGAGGAUUGAAAGUUUGCGCAAAGAGAAGAAAGUCUACAGCCGCUUUGAGAUGGGGAAUAACCUUGGAUAACAAAGAAUGAGGAAGGCUCUCCGCGCUUCUGAAAAGACAGCCCUUCUAUGGCUCCACCUGCACUGAUGUGUUAAUGGCAAGAAUGUCAUUUUCAUCCUUCGAAAUAGCCUGUGCUCUUAAUCACAUCACCAUCUUAAAGACAUCACUGGGAAGUUAGAAUUUAUGGAUUUGUGUGAGGACUGCCAAGGUGAAUCCGUUCCACACACCUGUGGUGUUAGGAAAUGCUGUUUUGUGAAAAGAAUAUGAACAAGGCCUCAUCUACACAGUGUACGUAUAUUUGAAAGCUGCUGCACAGGCACAACCGGGGAAUUUUCCCCUCCCAAAGCUUUCACUUUUCCUGAAUUUUAUGGAUUACAAUUUAACCUUUCUCUACCAUAGUUCAUUUUCAACCUGCCAGCACACCUACUGCCUCCUUCUAAAGUCUGUUGUUGAUAUCAACAGAGACACCAACAAUGUAAUGAACCAUGAAGAGUGUGGGUGCAUGUGCAUGCACAACAGAUGGAUGACACUAACAGUUACCAUGACCUAAUAUUGAGCUGUGCUUACCAAAAGCAACUGAACAAGCACCAGUCAGCAGACAGGCCUGCUAAAGUGGAAAGACAUGGCAAUUCCCACACCUUCGCAUUUUAAAAUAGUGCCACUGAGCUGCUACAGCCCAGGAACAUGAACCCAAGGACCAAUAUUCCUGCCAAGAGCCUGCCAGCAGGGGUGUAGCACUAAAUUCUGGGCCCUGUGAAUAUGCCGUCUUGGUGGGCCCCCUUAAAAUUGUAGACCUUAGCAAACUUUUUAGUCCAGGCCUUUUGAGGUAGUCAGUUCCACCAGUUCCACUAUUCCCACCACUGUGACCCCCCUGACGGUCAGUUCCCUCUAUGGAGUUAAUCUGAUCUUGGAGCACAGAAGGACCUUGAGAGAAGAUUGUUGGAGGCAAAUAAAAAUAUGAAGACUGAAUAAUAAAGAUGGACAAGAAAAACAGAUUGAAUGAGAAAUGAGAAAAAGAAAGGAAGGGGUAACAAAAUAUAAAGAGGGGACAUGAAAGUGAAUUGCAAAUGGAACUUUGUUGCAUAAAACUGAGUAUAAUUUGAAAGGUCUUUAUUAGGCUUAGUUAAACUGAAAACAUUCACACAAGCUCAGGCUCAAACAAUUAAUACCCAUACAGCAUGUGAUGAGGAGUACAUACUUAAUUUGAGAUGACUCAGGGAACAUGAGCAAGAAUGCUGCCAGACAAUCUAUGAACCUGUUUUUGGCUAUUUGGCAUGCAAUAGUAAGCAAGUCACUUACAUUUGAACCAUUUAUCAUUCAAUUUUUACGUAUGCUUAAAAAGUGAAUAUAAAAAGUUUUCCAUGUCUACGCACAAAAAAUUUACAUUUAAGAUUACUCAUUAAAGAAACUAACUUUUUUUUGGGAUUUGUAAAUGAGUAAAAUGUAAGAAUUUAAAUAUCCCCUUCUAGUAAAUUGGUGGAGACUCACAGAGACUACAAUGCUAUUACAACAAAGUGCCUUUAAUAUGUGUUAUAAUUUGUGUGCAUACCUUACGCUCUUGUGGAAAUAACUGGAUUAUGGGAAUUCUGCACUUUGGGAAGGGGCUUUCUUUCACAGCAGGCUUUUUUUUUGAGAGUUUAUUGUAUUUUUACUGUAAUCUAUUUCUACACAUUUUUGAAAUGUUAAAUCAUCAUGUGCCUCUGCCUACAUGAAGCAGUUAUUGGAACAUGCCCAUUAAGAAACCUAAGUGAUUUAAAUACAUCCCCUUAACAAAUGGGCUGGUACAGAAGAAUGUUUGACAUUUGUUGUGUAGCAGAGAGAACCUUAAUUUUGCUCUUCCAACUGAUUGUAUUUCAGAUGUGACAUCUCUCUACCUUGAGGCAGUCACACUAGUGUCCUUUUCCAUGGUAUGUGUGCAUAUGGCACCUCAAAAAAAUACACAGUGUACCCAUACCAUACAUGACCCCUCAGUGACCAAAAGCCCAUUAUUAAAACAUCAAAGCAAUACUUAAAUUGGUGGUGUCUGAUGUUCUGUUAGUAAUACUGGCUUAGGAUAAUAAACUAUUUCUAAACAGUAAAUACUGCCAUAUAUAUUUUGCAAUAUACUACACUUUUGCAUAAGUAGUAUAUCAGAGAUCAUCUCCAAUAAAUGCAUUCAUAUCUGUUUCGUAAUCACUUAAUCUCAGUUCUCCAUUAGCAUACAACACUGUCUUAAAAAGAGAAACAUGAGUUAUUUUGACAUUCUACAUGCAGUGGUCAGGAAAUGCAGCAUUUAUUUCUGGAACAUCUGUCAGUCCCUUUUGUCCGUUAGGCCAAUUUAUCAUAUGUGGGUGGCUCUGCAGUUGAUGGGAGUAUCAAAAAUAAUAUCUUUAAUUUACAAAUGUUUUUGUGAAAUGGCCAAAUGAAUAGUUAUAUUAAAAGUGUCAAAUCUAACAUCUGUAGCCACUGAGGCCACCUGUCACUGCAUGAUCAGCGUGGACACAAUGAACAACUCAACUUUUCUGUCUCAACAUGUAAUAAAUUGUAUUUGCAAGAUCAAA
Molecule: messenger RNA, 6335 nt
Organism: Anguilla rostrata (American eel)
Lineage: Eukaryota; Metazoa; Chordata; Actinopteri; Anguilliformes; Anguillidae
Gene: sack1hb
Product: family with sequence similarity 83 member Hb
Exons: 6
Coding region: 307-3816 (1169 amino acids)
Biological process (GO): signal transduction; protein localization to cytoskeleton; intermediate filament cytoskeleton organization
Cellular component (GO): keratin filament
Molecular function (GO): keratin filament binding; protein kinase binding
Source: RefSeq, a predicted model, not a curated record